Molecule: messenger RNA, 1824 nt
Organism: Moneuplotes crassus
Lineage: Eukaryota; Ciliophora; Spirotrichea; Euplotida; Euplotidae
Source: the annotation of a GenBank genome assembly
AUGGAGAGGAAGAAAUCAUUGAGGAAAAGAGACGUCCUUUAUAGCAAAGUAGAGGAAAAUAAAUCAAUAACGUUAAGAAAACUUAAUAGAGAACUUACUCUUUAUAAUUUGAGGAAUUCAGAUCCUAGGAACCAGUUCAGCUUGAAAAGUCAUGCAAGUAGCAUCGGGAAUAAGAGAGUUCAACCAGAAAACUUACAGAAGAAGAUGACAUUCGAAGAAGUAGAGGAGAUAAGGAAAAUGAAAACAAAGGUCACAAACUAUGAUAAACCAAAACCUAGCAAUAUCCUAACUUCUCCUUGGCAUUUCUUAGGAAACAAGCUGAUUCCUCCAAGUAUCCUAGACAUGACUGAUAAGGCAAGGAGCUUUGGGAUCCUUCAAGAUAAUCUAUUCGGAAAGGUGACCUCAAUAAUGAGAUCGAGAGGCUUUACUAAACUAAGCAACAAAAUUUCCGAAGCAACUUCUUUGUGAUCUUCCUACGAUAGCAAGGACUCAGAGAAGGAGAGACCACUUAAAUUAGUUCGUUCCAAAUCAGCCUUUGCAACACUAAAAUAAUUACAUGCAAUGUGACAAAGAAGGGAAAAUACUCUCAUCAAUCCCUGCUGAGGAUGAAGUUGAUGGAGAUAUUGAAAACCCUUUAUCAGAAGUCAUGCUAGUCCUGCUAAUGCAUUACAUCGACAAAAUCAAAUAAACCUACGUUAAAAUAAGUUCAUCAGGAGGAAAUCAUGCUGUUGAUCCUUCUGUGGGAAGCCCAAAUCUCACAAGGGGGAUUUUGUGAUCCUGAAGCAAGAUCUCCCCUCAAAUUUACGACAGAAACCAAGAUUGGAUGGGAAGAAAAAGCGUCAAGGCUUCUCUCAGAGAGGUUCUGGAAGCAUGAGCUUCCUAAAACUUGUAGAGACUACUCAUAAGAACUAUAAGGAUGAUGCCAACUAUGGAAAUACUUUGAGGAGAAACCAGGGUUUAGGAAGUGCCUUCAAUGAACAAGCCUUCAGAAGAGAAAGUAGAAUCCAAAGGUUGAUCAAUGCUGACGCAAAUAAACUCAAGGAGCUUGUCGCAGCAGGGGAUUAUAGCGACCCAGGAGAUUCUUCAGACGGUCAAUUUCCUGAUUCUCGGGCAAAUAGGAACAAAAUACCAAGUCUUAAACACUUUAAGAAUCGAGAAAUGAUUUUGAAAUAAAAUAAUUGAGAAAAAGAAGGCUCAAAGAGAGAGAACAGUUCAGGAAAUUUGUGCCAUGAAGCUCACUCCCAGAGUCUAUAAUAUCUCAGAGCCAAAGAACUCUUUAAAAUAAGAGUGUCAGAGAGAACAACAAAUUUAUCUUUGCUUCUAGCACCUCUCGCCCUUCCAACAGAAAGAUUUAGAGACAUUGAUCCAUUAGAUACCAUCACUCCAUCAUCCCUCAAAAAGAGAAAGAAGAAAAGGUCUUCAAAGCCAAACUUAAUUGAUUUCAAGUUAUUCAACUUACCAACCCCAAACAGAAAGCUCUAUUCUGAAAGAAAAUAAUCCAAAAACAGCUAGGUUGAUGAAAACUACUAAAUUUAAUCCUGCUUAUCUUCCAAAUAAGCAGAUUCACCAAAAAUUCCCACAAACAAAGGGCUUAAAGGGAGUCCAGAAAGUGUACCGGAAGAAACUUCAUGAAAGGAUUGAGUAUCUCCAGAAUUUUCCUAUAAAAUCGACCAAUUUGAAUUAAAUGUAAUAUUUUCCAUAAAUCUCUAGACUGGUUUAGAGUCUAUAGCUGUACAGAUUGCUCGUGCUGUUCGAUGAUUUGGCUGUGAUAAUUACAUGCAAAAAGUGCCAUUCAAAGCACCAGUAAUUAAUAACCACUCAAUU